Molecule: messenger RNA, 2432 nt
Organism: Lobosporangium transversale
Lineage: Eukaryota; Fungi; Mortierellomycota; Mortierellomycetes; Mortierellales; Mortierellaceae
Exons: 3
Coding region: 357-2432 (691 amino acids)
Source: RefSeq, a predicted model, not a curated record
UGUACUGUUUGUAUUUGUUGUACUCUUGUACUGGCUGUACUGGGUCAGAAUUUUUUUUUUUUUGCUCUCAAUGAAAAUAAAAACUCGUGCGAACCUCUGAGCUUCUCUCUUCCCUUUUUACUUUUCUUCAUCAUUCUUACAUCCCUCAUCCUCAUCUCUUACCAUUACCACUCAAUCAAAUCUACUAUCCAAUUUUUAUUUCCUUUCCUUUCUUUUCUUUUUAUACCUCUUAUCAAUAUUUUUUGUAGUUGUUACGACUGACUCUUUAACGUUUGUCCUAUAAACAUACUCUAAUAUCUUCUGCGCUCGUUUAUUUACUUCUUUUAUUCUCUUAAUCAUCUUACAUCUCUCACAUAAUGACUAAUACCACUGAACCAACUGCUACUGUCCCUGUCGAGCAAGUCAAGCCUGCUGCUGAUACAGAUGUUACUGCCAUCACUCAGGUGACCGCCAUUGCACCCACUGUUGAAGAUCAAAAAAAACAGGAUCAGGAGGCUGAGGCUCUGGCUGCUGCUGCCAAGAAGGCUGCUGAGGAGGAAGCGGCCCGUUUAGCAGCUGAAGAAAAGACUGCGGAAGAGAAGCGCAUUGCUGAGAAGAAGGCUGCUGAGGAGGCUGCUCGCAAGGCCGCAGAGGAGAAAGCUGCAGAGGAAGAAGCUGCCCGUAAGGCUGCAGAGGAGGAGGCCGCUCGCAAGGCUGCUGAGGAAGAGGCUGCCCGUAAGGCUGCUGAGGAAGAGGCUGCUCGCAAGGCUGCAGAGGAAGAGGCCGCUCGCAAAGCCGCUGAGGAAGAGGCCGCUCGCAAAGCCGCUGAGGAAGAGGCCGCUCGCAAAGCCGCUGAGGAAGAGGCUGCCCGUAAAGCUGCUGAGGAGGAAGCUCGCAAGGUUGCAGAGGAAGAAGCUGCUCGCAAAGCCGCUGAGGAGGCUGCUCACAAGGCCGCUGAAGAAGAAGCUGCUCGCAAGGCUGCUGAGGAGGAGAUUGCCCAAGAAGCUGCUCGCAAGGCUGCUGAGGAGGAGAUUGCCCGUAAGGCUGCAGAGGAGGAAGCUGCCCGCAAGGCUGCUGAGGAAGAGGCUGCCCGCAAGGCUGCUGAGGAAGAGGCUGCCCGCAAGGCUGCCGAGGAGGAAGCUGCUCGCAAGGCUGCAGAGGAAGAAGCUGCUCGCAAGGCUGCAGAGGAAGAAGCUGCUCGCAAGGCUGCAGAGGAGGAAGCUGCUCGCAAGGCUGCUGAGGAGGAGAUUGCCCGUAAGGCUGCAGAGGAAGAAGCUGUUCGUAAGGCUGUUGAGGAGGCUGCUCGCAAGGCUGUUGAGGAGGAAGCUCGUAAGACUGCUGAGGAAGAGGCUGCCCGUAAGGCUGCUGAGGAAGAGGCUGCUCGUAAGGCUGCUGAGGAAGAGGCUGCUCGUAAGGCUGCUGAAGAGGCCGCUCGCAAGGUUGAAGAGGAGGAAGCUGCUCGCAAGGUUGAAGAGGAGGAAGCUGCUCGCAAAGCCACUGAGGAGGCUGCUCACAAGGCCGCUGAAGAAGAAGCUGCUCGCAAGGCUGUUGAGGAAGAAGCUACCCGGAAGGCUGCAGAGGGAGAAGCUGUCCGUAAGGCUGCAGAGGAGGAAGCUGCUCAUAAGGCUGCAGAGGAAGAAGCUGCUCGCAAGGCUGCGGAGGAGGAGGCUGCCCGUAAGGCUAUUGAAGAAAAGGCCGCCGAGGAGAAGCGCCUUGCUGAUGAGGAAAAGCGUGCUGCUGAAAAUAAGGCUGCUGAAUUAAAGGCUGCUGAAGAGGAAGCAAUUCGUAAGGCUGAGGAAGCUCGUCUUGAGGCCGAGACCAAGAAGGCUGCAGAGGAGGAAGCCGCACGUAUUGCUUCGGAAGCUAAAGCUGCCGAGGAGACGGCUGCCGAGAAGAAACGUCUUGCUGAAGAAGAGGCAAAAGCCGCAGAAGGGAAGGCAGCUGCCGAAGAAGCCGUGCGUAUCGCUGAAGAAGCCAAGGCCGCAGAGGAGAAGGCUAUUGAGGAGAGAUGCAUUGCUGAAGAGGAAACCGCUCGUAAGGCUGCAGAAACCAAGGCUGCGGAGGAAAAGGCUGCUGUGGAGGCCGUGGCCGAGAAGCAGGCUGCAGCCGAUCUGCGUCAUGCUGAAGAGGAGGUUGCUCGCAUUGAAGCCGAAGUUAGGAAGGUUGAGGAGAAGGAGGAAAAGACUGUCACAAGCGCAGAGGACGUUACCACAACUGAGCAAGCAUCAUCUUCUACUCCCGAUGUUACUGACAACAAGAACGAUGUUCCAGAGGUCACAGUCAUCCCAAGCUUGAAGCCUACUGAGGAGAUCAAGACAGAGCCUGUUGUUGCAGCAGUAGCAUCAGUACCCACGGCCGCUUCCGCCGCCGUAACAGCCAACGGCAAGAAGGAAAAGAAGGAAAAGAAGGAAAAGAAGGAGAAGAAGGAGAAGAAGGCCUGUAUCAUCAUGUAA